This is a messenger RNA of Procambarus clarkii (red swamp crayfish), 804 nucleotides long. The record is from RefSeq and is a predicted model, not a curated record. Lineage: Eukaryota; Metazoa; Arthropoda; Malacostraca; Decapoda; Cambaridae.
AUGAUUCUCACAGAUUCUCUUGUUUGUGAAGACUAUGACAGUCUUCACAAAGACUGUCAUGAUUCUCAACAGCUAAGUUCUAUAUCAUUGUUCCGCAUCACUGGCAGCUUCCUGAAUGAUCUCACGCAUUACCAGUAUGAUACAGGCAGCCGGCAGUAUGAGCAGCAGCCGCAGCAGCCGAAGCCGCAGCCGCAGCAGCCGAAGCCGCAGCCGCAGCAGCCGAAGCCACUGCAGCAGCCGAAGCAGCCGCAGCAGCCGAAGCCGCUGCAGCAGCCGCAGCAGCCGCAGCCGCAGCAGCCGCAGCCGCAGCCGCAGCAGCCGAAGCCGCAGCCGCAGCAGCCGAAGCAGCCGAAGCCGCAGCCGCAGCCGCAGCAGCCGAAGCCGCAGCCGCAGCAGCCGAAGCCGCAGCCGCAGCAGCCGAAGCUGCAGGCGCAGCAGCCGAAGCUGCAGGCGCAGCAGCCGAAGCCGCAGCCGCAGCAGCCGAAGCCGCUGCAGCCGAAGCCGCAGCCGCAGCAGCCGCAGCCGCAGCAGCCGAAGCCGCUGCAGCAGCCGCAGCAGCCGCAGCAGCCGAAGCCGCUGCAGCAGCCGAAGCCGCUGCAGCAGCCGCAGCAGCCGAAGCCGCUGCAGCAGCCGCAGCCGCAGCAGCCGCAGCCGCAGCAGCCGAAGCCGCUGCAGCAGCCGCAGCAGCCGAAGCCGCUGCAGCAGCCGCAGCAGCCGCACAACGAUAAUGAAAAGUCAGGAUUUCUCGGAGGCGCGGAGGAGUUAUUGGGUCUCGAGAGCUUACCUGAGGACAUGGGUGAGUGA